Cataglyphis hispanica is the source of this 3109-nucleotide messenger RNA. RefSeq names its product centrosomal protein of 128 kDa. Gene Ontology annotation, biological process: intraciliary transport. The record is from RefSeq and is a predicted model, not a curated record. NCBI's taxonomy places the organism in Eukaryota, Metazoa, Arthropoda, Insecta, Hymenoptera, Formicidae. Gene Ontology annotation, cellular component: axoneme. The transcript is spliced from 8 exons. The coding region runs from base 166 to 2838 and encodes 890 amino acids.
UUAAUGCUUACACAAAUGUUGCCUUGACAACCAUUCAAAACAAUUAUGGACGUCGACAACAUAGCCCACAAAGAAUAUCUGACAGUUCUGUGACAACUUGGUAAAGUUGUAAAAAAUAACAUGCAAUUACAAUGUGAGUCGUAAUGUGCUGUGUAUAAAUAUAAAAUGCAAACUGAAACAACUAUCUUACCGGUUGUACAGCUUAAUGUGCAUAGAACAGUCAAUAGAAAUCCAAAGCUUGACUCAAAAAACUCAACACUAGAAUCCAAAAAGCUAUCUUCUUGCAAAAAAACAUUAUUUCAAUCAAACAAAAAAUGUUUGAAUCCUUUACUUGGUUUGUAUAAAAGCAUAUUAAAAUAUAUUAAUUAUUAUGUAAUACUUUUUUAUGUUGUACAUAUAUUUAUACAUACAUACAUAUAUAUAGGAGCGCCAUAUAGAGGUAGUAUUAAACAACAAUCAUUGUCGGAUGAACCAAAAUCUGGUGAUAAAAGUGUUCUCGGACAAAGAGUAAUGUCAGCAAAAAUGCUUCGUUUCAAGCAGUUACAAAAUCAAUUAGCUGAUGCACACUAUCAUCUUAACGAAUUAGCAAACGAAAACAGAUUAUUAAAGGCAUUGCAGAAAAGACAAGAUUCGGCAUUAAGGCGUUACGAAGGUACAAAUGCUGAGUUACCAAGACUUAUAAAUUCGCAUCAUGAAGAAUUAAGAAUACUUCAAACAAAAUAUAAGAAGUUGAAAGAGUUACAUAAGGACACAUGUAACAUGUUAAAAGAAAAAGAAAAUGAACUUUAUUCUGCAAAUUCACAAAACAAGCAUCUAUUGCAACUUAGUAAAGAUCGAAAUCUUGAAGAGAGAGAAAAGUUACAGUUGCAAUUAUCUGAUAUGAAUCAUAAAGUGCAACAGCAACAAGAAACUAUACAGCUCUUACAUAGAAAACUUGCACUUGAAAGUAAGAGUUUAAAGCAUCAAUUACAUGUAGAGAUUUCAAAACACAAAGAGACACAGAAAAACUUGCAGGAAAAAAUAGAGAAAUUGAAGAGUUUAGAAUAUUUAUUAGAUAAUAGAGAGAAGAGAUUAUAUUAUAAUGGUCAAUUGCCAAUUUAUAAUAAAGAGAAAAAUCUAGGUAGUCAUUCUCUUACAAAUCUCAGCAUCCCCUCAAAUCCAGUUAAAAUAUCUAAUAGGAAUAAAAAAAGCGAAACGGAUAUAUCAAAGGACAAUUUGCCAUUACUUGAUCCAUUGGAGUCUAAUGAAGAUGAAAAAAUAAUUCAGAUGACAAAUAAUACGAAUCAUUCUGUAGAUCGAUUGAAAUCGGAAACAAUGGCAAGUUUACAACAAAUACGAAAGUUUCGAUUGCAAAGAUCACCACAUAUGCGUAAAAACGCGCAUUCUAUGGACGAUUUAAGAUUUAGAUCUAAAGAUCCAGAAAUGAGAAGACAUAAUGAAAAAAUUACAACAGACUAUAAAGAGAGAAAUGAUUCGAAUAAUGAUAAAAACGAAAGUGGCAAAUUACGAAAAUUAUUUAGCAAAGUAAAAAACCAAAAUCUGCAAAAAGAAUUGAACAUUGAAUUCGAUCAUUCAUCUGAUGAUGAAGAGAAUGAUAGUAUUAAUGAAUAUCAUAUGAAAUCUUAUGUCACAGAUACUUCACAGAAAUCUAGAGAAUUAUAUGCAAGAUUAAUUAGCAGCACAGACGAUAUCUCUGACACUUUAGAUGAUAUGAUGAAAAAAGUAGAUAUCCAUUAUAGUGAUGAAGAAGAAAAAGAAUUAAAUGCAAGUGUAGCAAAUGACCUAAUGUUUCAGAAGCACAAGAGUAAAUUAAGAGUAUUACAACAUUAUAGAAACAAAGAUGUUUAUGAUAGUGAUUCUGAAUUUGAGUCUGAUGAAAAGAUAGAUACAAAUGGAGAUUCUUCCAUAGAAUAUAAAACCAAUAAUUUUCAGACUGAUUUAUCUAAGUAUACAAAAUUUAAUAAAUCUUUUAACGAUAUUGCUCAUCUAGAGCAUAAUGGUUUAGAAAUGAGGGAACAAUCUGCCAUUGAGAGAUUAAAGGAUGUACAGUUACAAAAGAUGUCUGAUCACAUUCUAGACAAUCUCCAUACAGAAAACAGAGAGGUUUCUCAACAGUCUUUAAAGAAAAUAUGGCCAAAAGGACAACAAUUUCUGGAAGAAGCUGAAAUAGAAAAUUCAUUUAAUGAUAUUAAAAAAGAAGACUAUAUAAAAGGAAAAAAUGAAAUAUAUUUGGAAGAUAAAUGUGAAGAAAUGAAAAAUUUACCAAGUCCAAAAAGGAGAGAAGUUAAAAAAAGCUCACAGGAAGAGGAAUCCACGGCAAACUUUGAUGAAAGCAACUGUCCUGCACAUAACUUACAAUUAGAAGAAGAAUAUCUUAAGCCUAGAAUAGAGGAAACGCCAAGUGUAAUACAUCAAAGCAAUGAAGAAACAUUAAAUGAAAAUAAUUUCAAUGUAAAAACAAAAAAUAAAUUGAAUACUUCAUUAGAAGCAGAAAAUACUAAUACAUUAUCCACUAAUGUUCAGUCUCAUCAGACUGAACAGACUAUUAGCACCAAAGCUGAGCGAAUAGACAAUAAACAGAUAAAUGACAAAAAGAAAGUAAUUAAUUACGACAAAGAAAAGUUAUUAGCUACAAUGAAAGCUAUUGAUGACAAUGAAAAUAUUGAAUAUUUAAAUCAAGGAUUCAAGAAUCACAACACAACCAGAAUGCAAAUAACGGAGAAUUUAUAUCGUGGCUUACCUACACACUCGAAACCAAAACGCGAUAUUAUUAAAAAUAUAUUUGAAGACAACCAUAUAGAACAUAAAGUCAGAGGCACUUGCAGUAAAUCUCAUUGAGAUUUUAAGAAACAGUUACAUUAAAGAUUAUAGUAAAUAGCACAAAACUUAUUUUCUCUUAUCUUUCUUCAAUUCCAUUAAACUCUAUGUGCAAAUAUAUCAGGAGAUAUAGUAUUAUAAAAAGAAGGCAUACAUUAUAUUUUUUUCUAGAGCGUAUAAAAGUUUUUAUCAACUUGCCUGAGUUUAUGCCACUGAAUAUUAGAUAUACUUUAUCUGAAACUACAUGAGAAGAAUGUAUUUUAUCUUUUAAUAAAAAAAAUAAAUGUAAAAU